AGAGAAGACAAUGACGAGGAAGCUGCUCUAGACUAUUGAGCUGCAGCCCUGGUGCUGCUGUCAGUGGGUGCAGGGUGUCACCCAGCCUUUCCCUUACAGAAGCAGGGACGAUCAUGAGGGCUAAAGGAGCAGAGAUGCCGGGGAAAGACUGUGUCAAAGUGGCCGUACGCGUCAGACCCUUCAACAAGAGAGAGAGGGAUGCGGGCGGCCGCUGCAUUAUCUCUAUGGCCUCCAGCACCAUCACCAUCCAGGACCCUCGGAACAGCCAGAGCCCACGCUCCUUCUGCUUUGACUAUGCCUACUGGUCCCACAGCGGCUUCACCAGAGACUGCUCUGGCCUGUACAUACCUGAGGAGCCUGGAGGACGAUAUGCUGACCAGGGUAGUGUUUUCCAGGACCUGGGGGAGGGGAUCCUGGAGAAUGCCCUUCAAGGUUAUAACGCCACCCUGCUAGCCUAUGGGCAGACUGGCUCAGGGAAGAGCUACUCCAUGGUCGGGUACGGACCCAACAAGGGCCUGGUGCCCACCCUCUCUGACAAACUGUUUCAGGCCAUCAGGGCCAACCAGGACAGCCGACAGUGCCAGGUCUUUUUCAGCAUGUUGGAAAUCUACAAUGAACAGGUAGUUGACCUGUUGUCACGGGGGUCUCGGUCUCCGGGGGGACUGCGUGUCCGAGAGGAGCAGCAGAGAGGCUUCUAUGUGGAGGGGCUUCGCAGGGUCCCCUGUGACAGCGCCCCACAGGUGGAGCAGCUGAUGGAGCAGGGGACGAGGAUGCGCACCACGGCCACCACACACAUGAACGCCAACAGCAGCCGCUCACACAUGCUCAUCAUCCUCCAGCUCAAACAGAUCUUCUCUGAGGAGAGCAUCACCAAGCAGUCUAACAUCAACCUGGUGGACCUGGCGGGCAGCGAGAGACAGCGGGUGUCAGGUUCCGAGGCCGACCGGCUCAAAGAGGGCACAGCCAUCAACCUCAGCCUCACCACCCUGGGCAACGUCAUCAGUGCCCUUGCUGAUGUCGCGGUAGGGAAGAAAGUAGUCCAUAUCCCAUAUAGAGACUCUGUCCUCACCAAGCUGCUGCAGUCUGCCCUGGGGGGGAACAGCCGUACUGUCAUGAUUGCAGCCCUGAGUCCAGCUGAUAUCUGCUAUGAAGAGUCUAUCUCAACCCUGCGAUAUGCAGAAAGGGCAAAGCGUAUUCAGAACCGUGCGGUGGUGAACGAGAGUCCUACGGAGCGCCUGGUGAAGGAGCUGAAGGCUGAGAACGCCAGGCUACUGCAGAGACUCAGCCGCCUAGGACAGGAGGGACGCAGGGCAGAGGACGAAACCAAGGAGCUGCGUCGGCUGUUGACCCAUAACGAGCUGCAGAUCAGAGCCAUCCAGACGCUCUGGGAACAACAUCUACAGGAGGCCUUGAAGGAUUGGGAGCAGCAGUAUGCGACUAUCACACAGGAGCGGAGGAUGAUGCAGAUGCAUCCCUACAUCCUGAACAUCAACGAGGAUACUCAGCUGUCAGGGGUGGUCAAGCUCUUCAUCCAGGAGGGUGAGUGGGAUAUAGGGCUCUCUGACUCUUCACCCAGGUCCAUCUCAAUCAGGGGCCUAGGGAUCCAGGACCGUCACGCUGUGUUCAGUAACGUCCAGCGUAGGGUGUACCUGACCCCACUGGCGGGGUCAAAUGUCAUUGUCAAUGGAACACCCAUCUCCCAGAAGACCGAGCUGCAGCACCUGGACCGACUCAUCCUGGGUUCUAACAGCACCUACCUGUUCAUUGGCUACCCAUCUGAGAGGGGCGGGGAUGACUGGAGUCGCUAUGACUAUGACUACUUCCAGUCUGAACUGGCAGCCGCUGAGGGCAUCAACCUCCACUCACUGUGUGACUCCAGUGCAGUCCCCAGUCAGACUGACCCCAGUCUCCUGGCUGUUUUCUAUGACUACAUCAAACUGAUGCCCAUGGUGGCUGAGGCCAACCAGAUGAGCCAGGAGCUACACAAGGGGGUGGAAUUUAAACUGGAGAUUAAGAACCUGGCGUUAUCAGACUCUAAAGGUCAUGACUUGGAGAAGGAGAUCGCUGUCAGAGUGACAUCACUGGAAAACAAACAGCCCUGCCACAAAAGGACCAGCUGACAUCAUGUCAGUGAUUCUCUCGUUAACAC
Messenger RNA from Oncorhynchus gorbuscha (pink salmon), 2149 nucleotides. RefSeq names its product kinesin family member 28 (gene kif28). Lineage: Eukaryota; Metazoa; Chordata; Actinopteri; Salmoniformes; Salmonidae. The record is from RefSeq and is a predicted model, not a curated record. Gene Ontology annotation, molecular function: microtubule motor activity; microtubule binding; ATP binding. Bases 114 to 2120 code for a protein of 668 amino acids. Gene Ontology annotation, cellular component: kinesin complex; microtubule. The transcript is spliced from 18 exons. Gene Ontology annotation, biological process: microtubule-based movement; cytoskeleton-dependent intracellular transport.